Durio zibethinus is the source of this 1829-nucleotide messenger RNA. RefSeq names its product equilibrative nucleotide transporter 8-like. Gene Ontology annotation, molecular function: nucleoside transmembrane transporter activity. The record is from RefSeq and is a predicted model, not a curated record. Gene Ontology annotation, biological process: nucleoside transmembrane transport. Gene Ontology annotation, cellular component: plasma membrane. NCBI's taxonomy places the organism in Eukaryota, Viridiplantae, Streptophyta, Magnoliopsida, Malvales, Malvaceae.
CUUUAUUGGUUAGUCAAGUUGGUUCAAUGUUUAGUAACCAAUCUCAGAAGGGAGCUAAGUUUUGCAUAUAAAUACCACAAAAGCUCUUGCGCUUGAUCAGCUUAAUUAGCUUGCUUAUGCCUUGCUAAUCAACAAGUCAAUUCUUCAUGCUCUGCACCGCUUAUUGUAAAGCUUAAAUUCCAACCAAAGACUGCAUUUACAACUUAUAACUUAGAAGUGGAACCUUGAAGCCUGCAAGAAAUGCAAAAAAUGGAAAACCCAAAGGCUUCAGCAGAUCAGCCUGAGCCAAGGGACAUUUACAAAAUUGCUUAUAUAAUCCAUUUCUUGCUUGGUGCAGGCAAUUUGCUUCCUUGGAAUGCUUUUAUCACAGCUGUUGAUUACUUCGGUUAUCUCUACCCUGACAAGCAUGUUGAAAAGGUUUUCUCUGUAGGUUAUAUGAGCUCUUCUCUGCUAGUUUUAGUUGUUAUGAUGAGUUCGGGUUGUUGCAGCAGAAUGUUUACUCAUAGAUUUAGAAUGAACAUGGGGUUUUCCAUGUUUAUUCUCUCCCUAAUGGUUGCUCCAACUAUAGACUGGGCGUGGCAUAGCAGCUGGUCGAAAGAAAGGCAGGAUACAACCUAUUUUGUGACAGUUGCAGCAGUUGUAAUAUGUGGUUUAGCAGAUGGCUUGAUAGCAGGAAGCUUGAUAGGAUCAGCGGGAAAGCUUCCAAAACAAUACAUGCAGGCUAUUUUUGCUGGAACUGCCUCUUCAGGUGUACUGGUUUCCAUCCUGCGAAUAAUAACUAAGGCUUCACUUCCACAAACCCCACAGGGCCUCCGAGCAAGUGCUCACUUCUAUUUUAUAGUCAGCACCACCAUCCUGCUUUGCUGCGUUCUUUGCUCCAAUUUGCUAUACAAGUUACCAGUUAUGCAACAGCAUUACAGACUUCAUGGAGAUGACAUAUUUUGCUCCAGGACACAAUUUUGGACCGUGGCAAGAAAAGUCUGCUGGCCAGCUCUCGGGAUUCUCAUGAUAUACGUAGUGACCCUAUCUAUUUUCCCCGGAUUUAUAGCCGAGAAUCUGGAAUCCAAGCUUCUUCAGGAAUGGUAUCCUGUGUUGCUGAUUACGUUGUAUAAUGUUGCAGAUUUCAUGGGAAAAUCUCUGACUGCAAUAUAUGUUCUACGGAGCAUUAAGAAAGCUACAUGGGCUUCCAUAUCUAGGCUUUUAUUCUAUCCACUUUUCAUUGCUUGCCUCCAUGGACCAAAGUGGCUGAAGGGUGAAAUACCAGUAGUGGUUCUUACAUUUUUGCUCGGACUGACGAAUGGAUACCUAACAAGCGUGUUGAUGAUCCUAGGCCCCAAGACCGUACCAGUGUCGGAAGCAGAAUUAUCUGCAAUUGUAUUGGUCUUGUUCCUGGGAAUUGGUUUGGUCAGUGGUUCUGUUCUUGGUUGGUUUUGGAUCAUUUGAUCCUUCAUAGGCUCUGGUUUGGAUCAUUUGAUCCUUCCUGAGCUUCCCCAGUCUCCAACUCAUGUAGCUAGUUUUCCUUGCAAUAGGAAAAGGUUAGUUCUGCUCUUCUGUGUGCUGAUUUUGCAAACCUGAAGUUAACUCUUAAUGUACUCCGCAUAAUGAUGAAAUCUGAAAGUUCUCUUAAGAGUCUGUGAAAACACAAUAAAAAAAAAAAAGCCUCAAUGAAUGUUAUUAUUAGCAACCAGGUUGCUUGGCAAAAUCUAUAAGCAGCUUGUCUUUAUUAUCAGCCAAAAGCAACGAAUAAUCAGAAAACUCCAAAAAAAAAAAAAAGGAUAAAAACAAUGGCUUUUGUCUUUUGAUCUUGAUCUACUUGGAAUCAAUUUCAU